Molecule: messenger RNA, 204 nt
Organism: Brugia pahangi
Lineage: Eukaryota; Metazoa; Nematoda; Chromadorea; Rhabditida; Onchocercidae
Source: the annotation of a GenBank genome assembly
AUGAGUGAUGACCACUGUGAUGUGAAUGGUGAUGGAAAUGUUGAUGCCACGGGAAGUGUCCAUGAUGAUGAUGGUGAUGAUAUUGGUGCCAUGGGUUAUGCCAGUCAAAAUCCCACCAACCAGAUGCUGUCACCGAUACUGUCAACAGAGCUAACAGUAAUACUGCAGCAAGUCGUAGUGAUACCAUCACUUCAGUACAGAUAA